UGGAUACAUUUCGCGGAGGCCCAAACGUUACCCAACCCACGACUGAGGCGGAAACCAUCGGUCUCCAGUCGUUUUAGUUUUAGGGUUAUGUUGCCGGAAAAUAGCAAAAGCUGAAUUUCGUCGGGCUGGUGAUCGCGAUUCCGCGAAAGAAAAAAUGGCGGCCUGCGUUCUGCUUAAGAGUCGUGGUUCGAAAGCUCCGAGGAGGGAACUGGGAGCCGGCGGCUGGGGAUCGGUCUACAGCCAUUGGACUCAGCGGUGUUCCAAGGGUUACUUCCCGCCGAGUCCCGGCGUCGCAGGUUUCACCGGCGAUUCCCAAGAUAUUUCAACCCUCCAUUAUCUCGUUACGUCUGCUUCUGCUGGUGUGCUGCGUCGUGCUGAUGAUACUCUGUUGUUCAGCGCUCAAGGCAUUAACCCUGACUACUAUUAUUCUCACCACUAUAUCAAGGAAAGAAUUGAGCCUUGGGCCUUUGAGGGUUCUGACAGUGGUCGUUGGGGUCGCAAGCUUCUCAACAGUCUGUUUGACGGCUUUGCUGAUGAGAUGACCAUCCUCCCUGAACCUGUGCUUCCAGUCGGUGAACCGGGCACGAAGAUUCCUUGUGCUGCUUGGCAGAAGGUUUUUAACAAGUGUGUGAAGAGACAUGAGAAUGCAGUAGCUGGCAAGUGCGAGUACCUGAGGUGCAAGUUGUACGAGUGUCGUACCACACAGAAUUGAGACUGAUGGUGUUAACUUGUAGGAGGGACAGCGUUUGAGAAGCUCUAAUAGAGUUUUAUAAUACUGAAUAUGUUACACCCUCUUAUAUCCACGAUAUUUGAUACUUUAGUCCAAGUAUAUUUACAUGUAAUUGUUGUUGAAUAGCUGUUCAAAAUUAAACUAGCAGAGUAUUAGAGUAUUGCUAAAACAGGUCUAGGCUCAACCAAAUUGUCAUCAUUGCGUUAUGGAUUGUGGUAAUCUUAAUUGGGUGUUUAUAUUACAACUAUAGUUUCACUCGAUAGUUGAUACUGUUCCGAUCCUACACUUG
Messenger RNA from Linum tenue, 1019 nucleotides. The record is from the annotation of a GenBank genome assembly. NCBI's taxonomy places the organism in Eukaryota, Viridiplantae, Streptophyta, Magnoliopsida, Malpighiales, Linaceae.